Bursaphelenchus okinawaensis is the source of this 1870-nucleotide messenger RNA. Lineage: Eukaryota; Metazoa; Nematoda; Chromadorea; Rhabditida; Aphelenchoididae. The record is from the annotation of a GenBank genome assembly.
AUGGUCUACCGAGUUAGAAUUCCACCAGCACCCAUUACCAGCUGUUGCCUGACACCGGACCAGAAAGACCAGCUGAUAAGACUGGUCAAGGAUCGUCCCGCCAUCUGGGACAUGAACUCACAAGAAUAUAACAAUGGUAAUGAACGACGAAACGCGUACGCGGAAGUGGCAAGAAUAAUGUCCGGAGGAAAAUAUAAAUAUACCUGUAAGUGUUUUACUUUGUGUCUUCUGUUUUUAGGCUUGUUGGAAGUGGAAUAGGCUUUGAUGUGCUUUGAUUUCAUAGAUAAUAUAAGCAUUGGUGUCAAAGAAGUGUAAAUUUGAUAAAUUCUAAAAUGUUAUUCGAAGAAGCUUUUUUAUUAAUGGCAACUCAUUUUAGUCUUCGUUUAAUGUUGUUUUACAGAGCAAGCGUUUCUUUGAAAAGUUCGGCGAAGGAAAAGUACGGGCGCAGUUUUGAAUACUCUUUCUGCAGGUUGCGGUUUAUAAACGUAUAAUAAGGUGUUUAUAAGGUGCUUCUAAGAAUAUGUAAGACAUUUUAGGCUUAUUCUUUUUAAUUUAGGCUUUUAAUUUUAGGCUUGUUUUUUAGUUUAGGUUAGUUUUUAGGGUUUAGGCUUAUUUUUUGCGUUUUUAGGCUUAUUUAUUAACCUUUAGGGGUUUUUGAUAAUUUUAUGUAUUUUAUGAUAAGUUUAGGCGUGUCUUUGGAUUUCUAAGCUUGUUUUUAAAAUUUUAGGGCAUUUCUUUAGUGUUUAGGCUUACUUUUGUAUUUUAGGCUUAUUUUUGCGUUUUUACGCUUAUUUUUUAUAAUUCUUGUCUGAUUUUUUCACUUUCAGCACCAGAAAUUCAAAUCGAAUGGAAAAAGCUCCGAGACGUGUUCAAUCGAACCCUAAAGAAGGCGAUUGCCACCAACACCGACAUUAGUUGGAAGUACUGGAAGAAGAUGAAGUUCAUCGCACCUCCAGAACAGUUGGAGCAACUGCGAGGCCAACAACUGUGCACGGCUACCGAAGACUGUGAGGACAUUGUUCAGAGACUCAUCGACUCGUCUGGUAUCAACAAAGAAGAGUGUAUCUUUGAGAACGAUGAGGAUGGUGAUGAUAAUAAGCCUGUGACUAGUUUGGAAUGGAUUUCGUAAGUUUUUAAAGGGUGGUUUGUUAUGGGCGGUGUAAAAUGAAGAGGCAUGGUCAAAUGAAAGGGUAUUGCAAAGCUAGGGGGCAUGAGAAAAUGAAAGGGCGUGUUAAGAUCAAGAGGCAUGUCAUAGGGCAUGAUGAAAGCAUAAGUCAUGGUAAAAAUGGCAAGAACUUUCUUUACAAAACAAAAAAUGGCAAUAACUUUCUUUACAAAACAAAAAAUGGCAAGAAUUUUCUUUACAAAACAAAAAGUUGCAAGAACUUCCUUUACAAAACAGUAUUUAGGCUUACUUUGAUUUUUUUUUGUAUUCUUAGGCUUGUUUUCAAUAUUUUGUUACCCAAAAAUAAUUUUCUUAAAUUCCAGUCAAACCUGUGACCAAGUCACCAACGAAUGUACCGACAAUGAAACCCCCUCCCCAAAGGAAUCAACCUCGACCAAAACGGAGGAAUCAGAAGACGUGAAGGUACUAGAAGACACGACAGAACCAUCAUAUGAACCAGUACCCAAGCGAAGACGCUUCUUCCAGCCGGCUUCCUGGUUGAACCAUUCACCAAGUGUCAGACUAACCAAUGGACCUAGUGUUAGACUGACUAACUCACCGAGGACGGAAGAUACCUUCGCUACAUUCGGAGCAUACGUGGCUAGCCAGCUGAGGUUCAUAUCCGAGAAGAACAAGGUGAACGGAGUCAUGCUGAAGCGAGAAAUCAUGGAUCUGUGUGUCAAGUACGAGCUGGACGGACUAUAA